UUCAUUUGGCAUUGCAGUAGCGACAGCGUCGGUGAGAGUAACCCACCACUAGAAUGUCUUAAGAAAUUAGUUUAAGUUUGGUUUCGAGUGCCGAAAAAAUCGAAAAACGAAAAAUCAUUAAAAUCUCCAAAGUGAGAAGUGAAAAGUGCAAUCAAUUGCGAAGUUAUUCUUGUAAAAUUAUUUUAUAGUCGACGCAUACGCGAUGAUGAGCUUUGAAAUUUGUCGUUGUUGUUUACGCGACAACUCGACUUGUACAUAUUCCAUUUUCGUGCCAAUUUCGGAAAGCGACGGCAACAAUAACAAUAAUAGCUGUCGUAAUAUUUUUAACGGUAAUGAAAAUUUGCGUGCCGCGCUGCUGACGUGUGCACCCACUCUGCAUGUUGAACGCGAUGAUGGCCUGCCGGAUGUCAUUUGUGAACAAUGUUUGUGGCGUCUGCGCGACGCACUCGAAUUCCGUCGCCAUUGCGAAGAGAGCGAACGGGAGCUGCUGCGCCGCUAUGCCGACACAGAACGUGCGAUCGAAGAUGCGCUCCAACUCAUCAAUGUGCUCGAUGAUAAGCAGCACCCAAUCUCGGCGGAUUUGGGGCCCAACGAGCUGGCCAUGUUGGAUGAUCUCUUGCAAUUGGAAGAACACUGCGUGCAACGGCUGUUGGAUUUGGAUAGCGCAGCGAAUGUGACGCAAGCGGUAAAACCCGCCUUGAAAGGUCUGACAAACCGAGGUGUUAAGGAUUUACGUUUGCUGACUGAUGCAAAAGCAGAUGAUUUAAAUUUGCAAAAAACGCCAAGCAUUCCUCCACCACAAGAAGUCGUUAGCAAUGAGCAUACCGACAGUUCUGCCUCCAGUACGAACAGUUCACACGACAGUACGCCAAAGUCCCUACAUCCUUGUUCGGAGUGUGAGAAGAAGUUCACACGCAAAUUUCAACUCAAACUACAUAUGAUAUCCGUACACAAGUUGGGUGACGGUUUGCAGUACGAAUGCGAUGAGUGUCAGAAAACUUUCGCAUCCCGUCACAGUCUUAGCUAUCAUCAGCGUUCGGUGCAUUCGGACGAACGUCCACAUGCGUGUACGCACUGCGAUCGACGUUUCGUCUUGCGCACCCAACUCUCCUCACAUCUACGCAUACAUACCGGCGAGGCAAAGCCGCGUAUCUUCAAGUGUCACAUGUGCGAUAAACGUUGGCCGACGAAAUCGGUUUUACGCACUCACAUGCGCUCCCAUGUUGUUACGCAGGAGCGCCCCUUCAAAUGCGAUCAAUGCGACAAGGCGUUCUUUACGCGCGGCCAUCUCAGCUCUCAUCUGCUGGUGCACACUGGCGAAAAGCCCUUCUCGUGUCCCACCUGUGGCAAGUCGUAUCAAUGUGUGGGUAAUUUGAAUAAUCAUAUGGCCCGGCAGCAUGACUUUGAGCGUAUCUUAGCGCGAGGACGCAAUGCGAAGGACGCAGAGAACUCAGAAAUAUGAUGCUGCGUGCGUAGUUAAACAUAAAUAUAUUUUUGUAUAUAAUUUCUUAUUUUUAUUUUCUUUAUACAUACAUACAUACAUGCAUACAUAAAAUGCUGUUGAAUCGGUUUUUGUA
Ceratitis capitata (Mediterranean fruit fly) is the source of this 1577-nucleotide messenger RNA. Its product is annotated as zinc finger and SCAN domain-containing protein 31. The coding region runs from base 203 to 1462 and encodes 419 amino acids. The record is from RefSeq and is a predicted model, not a curated record. The transcript is spliced from 2 exons. Gene Ontology annotation, molecular function: zinc ion binding. Lineage: Eukaryota; Metazoa; Arthropoda; Insecta; Diptera; Tephritidae. Gene Ontology annotation, cellular component: nucleus.